AUGGGCGCGGGCGUCGCCUCGCCCGUGGAACUUGAGACAAUGGAAAAACUAGAAAAAGUCAAAAAUCUUUGCUCAAGCAUUAGCACCACAGAAAAUUCACAACUAAAGCAAGUACUUGAUAGUAUUGUGCAGGAACUGAAUGGAUUCAAAAGUUCGAAUAACUAUGCUGUAUUAGCAGCCGAAGCAAUCAGCAGCACCUUACGUUCGCAUUGUGACGAUUUAGCGAAAGCGAAGGUAUUGGCUCAUGAACUCUAUGUUUUUCUAUUGCACAAUGUGUUGAACAAAAUAUUAGCUAAAUGGUCAAAUGAAGAGUCAUUGAACGAAAUCGAAGAAAAUAUAUUUCAGUCGAUCAGUAUCAUAGUAGAUCGUCUAGUGCUGUAUGCAGAUGAACAUGAUGUCCCAUUGUUAGAAUCAUGGCUAACUAAUCAAAUAUUUAUUGAACAUGUUCAAAUUUGUCUCACAAAGACUACAACAGACAGGAAAUUUCUCAGUGAUGCAAGAGUAAUAAAUUUAGGUACAUUGAUAGAAGCACUGGCACGUUUUGCGCGGAAAAUGCAUAGAACUGCUCCAGAAAAUUCUCUUAUUCUCAGUUAUGCUAUCAAUUGUGUUUGCUCCCAGUAUUACAUCGAUACGUUUAAUACUCUCGACAUCACACGAUGGAAACAACCGUUUAUGUUAUCAGUCGAAGGAAUCCUAACUAUUUUGACAUGCACUGUAUCGGAUGAGAAAUGUAUCAGCAUUUACAUUGAGGAUACUAGCAUAUUUGACAGCAUUAAUGCAAUUCUGAAUGAGAAAUGUAUUUAUGAUCAAGUUUCCAUACAAUCCAAUAAUGCACAAAGUCGUUUAAUUGAUGCUGCGACUGAGUUUCUCUACAAAACUGUGCAUGAAAAAACACUUCGCGGGAUUAUGAAAUCGAAAAAUACUAUCGAAACAAUACUAAGGAUACCCGAUGCAAAACGAGCCAAUAUCAAUGCCAAUAUUUAUUUCAUUGUGACAAACCUGAUGAAAGAUAUGAAUGAUGAAGAUAUUCGCCAGCUACGUGAACCAGGCAGAGUGAUAGCAAUUUACAUAUCUUUAUUGAACAAAAUAAUGGCCGAUCCAGAAAAAAGGCAUGGCGGUUUAUCCGUUUACUCUCCUAUGUCAGCUUUAAAAGGUAUGCGUUUGACUUUCUGUUACCAUCUAUUUUUCGAAUUAACCGAAACGUAG
Didymodactylos carnosus is the source of this 1206-nucleotide messenger RNA. The record is from the annotation of a GenBank genome assembly. Lineage: Eukaryota; Metazoa; Rotifera; Eurotatoria; Philodinida; Philodinidae.